Messenger RNA from Prorocentrum cordatum, 594 nucleotides. Lineage: Eukaryota; Dinophyceae; Prorocentrales; Prorocentraceae. The record is from the annotation of a GenBank genome assembly.
UUCGCAAUCAGACAUGCGAGACAGCCAAGCCAGCGAAGGUCACCAGUAUAUUCUUCAGCAAUAUCACACAAUGGGGCCAGAAACCGCAGAAGUUCCUCAACGAGAGCCAGGAACUUGCUCAGAUAUUCGCCUUCACGGAGUCCCACGUGCCGCAGUCAGGCAUCACGAAGCUGAAGAAAGACCUGAGCAAAGAUGGAUGGAAAGCAGCAGUCACGGAGGGCAACAGCGGAGGCGAGCUGCUCAUCGCCAAGGCGCACUUGGCGACCACAACGUUCGACGUGAUGAGGGAGACCCUCAAGGCUCAAGGACGGCAGGACCCAUUCAGAGGGUUCACGGCCAUGACUAUCCACCUCAGCGGAGGCAAUGUCGUUCUCUUCUCCCUCUACCUGCUUCACAAGGAGGGCAUGCAGGGCAGCAACUUUGAAAAGAUCAAGGCGCUCUCGACGGUCAUAGGGAGCAUCACAGAUCCUUGGAUUAUCAUGGCAGAUUGGAACAUGCCCCCGCCCCUGGUCGAGAAGUCAGGCCUCCCCACACGUUUGGGAGGCAAGGUGAUCGUUCCGAAGAUCCAGGCCACCUGCGACAAGGGCAAGGGCA